Molecule: messenger RNA, 2586 nt
Organism: Colletotrichum spaethianum
Lineage: Eukaryota; Fungi; Ascomycota; Sordariomycetes; Glomerellales; Glomerellaceae
Exons: 7
Coding region: 1-2586 (861 amino acids)
Source: RefSeq, a predicted model, not a curated record
AUGGCAGGACCCAUCCAGCUGGGGGAUGUCAUCAACUUCAGCAAGCUUGCGUGGGACGUCUACAGGUUCGGUUGGGAUAACGACUUCAACGCAACACGGCAAUAUGCAGAAUUUGGGCGCGAUGUAAGAGGGCUGGCCGAGAAUCUUGACAUCCUCAGCCGCGUGGUAAACAAAGCGGACCAAUCACUACGCCAAGAAGGGGCAUUCAAACCGUUGCGCUGGGAUCGUUCGUCCCUUGACGAGAUCAUCGGAGACUACGAGGAAACUCUCACUGAAUGCUGCAAUCUGAUUGAGAACAACCAUCGCUAUCGUCUUAGCAGUGGCCCGCUCAGGAACAUCGAGUGGAAUGUCCUUGUGGCACCGGCCGCAGACCGGCUGCGAGCGCGGAUAGCAUUGCACAACUCCAAGGUUCUCCACGUGCUGAAGCCGUUUGAAAUCGAUUUGCUGUGCCGUGUCAGGGAAGACAUUCGCCUUGUGCACGAGGAUCUUGCCCACCGUAUAAGUGCCGUACACCUCGACUUGCACCGCCUCAUUGGAGUUCUGGUCCCAGAUCUCGAGCAAGCUCUUGCGCGGCAGGGCCAUCGAGAGCUCAUUCAACUCGAAAUACCGCGAGUAGUCGCCGAGGGCUUCCAGAAAGCAUGGGACGCGGAGAGGCGAGAGGAUGACUUGGGCCCUAGCCUUCAGGAGAUGGCGGAUGUUUUCGUUCUUCACUACCACAAGUCUACAGUCAACUUCACCGCCGGCAUCCUGGUAGAAAACAGGAUCCCCGAAAUCGAGCAGUAUGUGAGUCUCUUGAAGUGCAUCUGGGUGAUGCGGCGCAUUCGCGAAUCGGCCGAACUACAACAGUCGACGACGAGCCUAUCACACUGGCCUUCGUAUAUCCAAGAGCUUGAGGAUGACCUUGCCUUCCAAUGCGAUCGAUUCAGGCAAGACCUCGUGCCACCAAGCCUAACAGGCCUACUGCCCGAAAUGCUGGACAUCUGGCCUGAGAAAGAGCUUGCGCAGCUGGUAGAUGUAGUGACAAGAGACGCACUUAUGGAGCAAGUCUUGGACAUACCAAUGCAAGGAGCUGCCGCCAACGUCCAAAGGAAGCUCCAGCUGCUUCGACGGAUGGGCGCAGACGGAAAGCGCUUCCGCAUCAACAUCUCCGGUGUAGAACAAGGAAGCACGAGCAGGAAUGCGCGUCGUCAAGCCGAGACCAUCGACUUCGACAUCACUUCCGUCAUUAUUAACCCGUUAUAUGCCGUCCCAUCCACCACGGGAGCAUGGGAUAUGAUCUUGCGGAAAGACGAGCGGGUCGCCAAGCUCGCAUUUACGCAGCUCAAGGACGCGGUCAGGUUCCAGCAAGCGAUCACUGGCUUUAAGGCAUUUGACAACUACAGCCAGUACAAGGCCAUGGUUAGCUUCGUCGUCUCAGGCAGGGGAGAACCGAUCGUCGAGAGCGCUUGCAUCCAGCUGUGGGUUCCAAAGCAGCUGGAUGGGCAACUCGUGACAAACAACGAGUCUUCAGUCGGGCAAAACGCUGCGUCACGGUCCGCAUCGGUAGCAUCUUCAGCGACUGAGACGGCGUCGAGACAGAGCACCCUCCGUGGCCUUUGGGACACGACCAACCCAAUUACGACCAGCCCUACCGAGACCGUGUCGAUGUGGAACAACAUGAGUCCGCCAACGGGGCCUACAGCGCGAAGCCCAUCGAUACCGUCGCCGCCAACGAUCAACAACCCGGCGGGGGUGCGGUCUCCUAUGGCUAUACCACGCCGGCCAGUGGGAUCGGGGAGCAGGCAGACGACAGCAGCAUCGCCACCCCGUGGCUACCAACAACCGACGAUGUCGACAUCGCCAGUUAGCCCUCGGUCCUCCAGCUUGUUCCCGGGCUCGUGGCAGUCGAGGGCGCCGUCGGUGUCUACAGUAAACACCCGCCCCGACAGAACGUUCAGCAUGUCGAGCAACAUGUCGGCAGCCACGUCUCCUUCUAACAACAGCUCGAGCGGUAGCGAAGCGCGUACGGCGACUGUUAGCAUUGGCGGAUUCACAACCGGGACUGUCCACCGGCGUCCGCCCAAACCCAUGUUGGUUUUGUUCACGCAGCAUCCGCAGACGGGAAAGCUGGCGAUGGUGACGAUAGAUAUUGACGAGGACACCGAGGUCAACCCGGACCGGUGCAACUGCCGGCGGUCAGGACGUGAUGGGUCAUCAUGUCUGAUUGCCGCCAUCGAACAGAACCGGGGCAAUGUGGACAUGUCGGUGCGACGGUUUGAAAGUCGCGAUGGCGACAUGGACUGGAACCUGGCCAAGCUGGCUCUCGGCCGGCGAGGGGAGAAGGAGUACGCUGCCGCUGUUUGGAAGGACGUCAGGCGUAUUAGCAUCAUGUUCCCGACUCCCGAGGACAGAGCCAAGUUCGGAGGCACGCCCAACAUCUGUCAGUGCAGUGCGAGGACAGAGGCUGAGCUGGGCCAGUGCCUCAAGAGACGGCACAAAGGCUUCCUGGGGCUCGUCAGGGAAUCCGGCCGGCAACAACUUAACGAGUACCAUCGGGCCAGAUUCGGAUCGCAGCACGAUGUCGUCCGCGGGAUGAGAGACGACUAG